GCGUGGCAUCCUCACUCCUGGAGGAGACAUCAGAAAGCAACGAGAGAGCAAUCAAACCAUGGGCAGCAGGAAAAGCAGCGCUGUGGUGGGACAGAGCUGAGGAAAGUGUGGAGCCAUUGGAGCUUUUUGGUCAUUUAACCACGGUGAGAUCUGGUGUUUGCAUAGGGUCUGUGCUCAUGGCAAGGGACGGGACAGCACAGUGGUGCAAGCAUCAGGAAUACUUUGGGGUGAAGUAUCACUGCAUUGAGGAUGGAGGGUGUUGAGGCCCCUGGUGCCACUGGGGUGCAGGAGGAACCUCGGGGGGAUGAGGAAGGUGUCCCUACCUCCCAGUGUUCCCCUUUACAGAUGUUCCCAUCUCCAGGUGUCCUCAUCUCCAGGCAUCCUCAGCUCCAAGUGUCUCCAGCCCCCCCCGUGCCCCUGUCUCCGAGUGUCUCCAUCUCCCAGUGUCCCCCUCUCCCGAUGUCCCCAUCUCCCAAUCUCCCAGUGUCCCCAUCUCCAGAUGUCCCCCCCUUCCAGAAACCUCACCUCCCAGUGACCCCAGCUCCGCUGCCGGGAUCCCCAGCCCCUCGCCCCACCGUCAUUCUUGCAUUUCCCUCUCCGCGCUUCCUGACCGAGACAUGGCGAUACCCGCUAACGGGGCGAGGCGAUGCCCGGGGCGGUGCCGGUGGCCGGGGCGGGGGCUACGGGGCGAGGCGGAGCCGUCGGGCAGCGCAUUCGGUGCCCCCCAUGGGAGGCAGCGGAUGCCCAUGGCUCUGGGGCCGGACUUGCUGCUGGUCGCCGGUUCUUUCACCGCUUUCCGUUUGUUGAACCGGGGGGUGGAGCGGCUGGUGCCCCCGCCGCCCUCGGCCCGGCGGAACCGCUGGAAGUGGCGGAACAUCUGGACGUCGCUGGCACACAGCGUGCUGAGCGGCGGCGGGGCGCUGGCGGGGUGAGCAGCCGGGGUCGGACAGCGAGAGACCGCGAUGGGAACGCAGGGCCGAGGGGACAACGAGGGAGGUUGUGCAUCUGGGGACGGGGGUUCUGUCUCUACCCUGGGCUGCACGAGGAUCUGGUGGGCACGCACCCGCCUGGGGCACACAGCCUGGUGGCCGUGUCCGUAGGUUAUUUCCUGGAAGACUUUAUGGACAUGCUAUGCAAUCAGAAACUCCACCAGUCCUGGGAGCUGCUCUUCCAUCACUCCGUGGUGAUUGUCUGCUUUGGCAUUGCAGUGCUGCUCCAUCAGUACGUGGGCUUCGCCCUCGUGGCCUUACUGGUGGAGAUUAACUCCAUCUUCCUCCACCUACGCCAGAUCCUGCUCAUGGCUGACCUGGUGCACACCACCUGCUACCGCCUCAACAGCAUCGUCAACCUGGGCACCUACAUGGUGUUCCGCAUUGCCACGCUGGCCUGGAUGACACACUGGCUGUUCCUCAAUCGGCAGAACGUGCCCCUGGCCACAUACACCGUGGGCACAGUUGGCAUGGCAAUCAUGACCCCCAUGAACAUCAUCCUUUUCUACCGCCUGCUGCGUAGUGAUUUCUUCAAGUCCAGCCGGGACGCGUGCAGGGAGAAGGAGAAAUAGCCCCUGGGAUGAGCAGCCAUGAGCCCGUGGAGGAGGACAGCAAAGAUCUGAGGGGUGUGAGCAUGGCUAUUUCAGUGUUGCUUGGACUUGUGGCUGUGGAUCCUGGGCAGAGAAGGUGCUUGUGGACCAGGCACUGGGGCUCUGCUCACCAGUACCCUUGGAUGAUGUGGUCAAACAACCAGGAGCUGCUCAGAGAAGCCCUGAUGGCUCUCGCAGCCCUGAGGAACCACUGAGAAGGGAGCAGGGAGAAGAGCAUUGUUUCCCCACUGCUCUUCUGGACAUGCAAAAACCUCUUAGGUGCUGCACCCUGCAGGGUCCCGUUGCCCAGGAGACUCUGUGCUUAACCUUGUGCUACCUCUAGCACUUCCCAUGGGAGAGCACCAGCCAAGAGAAGUUCCAAGGCUUUGCCCUUGAGGCCAGGGCAGUAAAAGCCAAGUCCUGCACUCAUGAGUUCUCCCGGAGGAGACUGUGCCAGGUGAGUGAUGAAGGCUUGGACCUGUCCUUGUCAGAUGCUGCUGGCGCUGGACUAGAGACAGCGGGAACUUCAGUGCCAUACUUGGGGACAGGCUGCUGACUUCCAACAACUGGAGCUUCUCCAGUGUUGUUUUGUUCCCAGGUGUAUUAAUUCCCCAUAAAUGAGUGUGGGAGCGUGUGAGUUGCAGGCCAGGACAAUGGUGUGUGAUAGUUGCUUCUCACGGAUUAGAUGUUUUCAGAUGGGCCAGAUAUGGGCAUCUAUAAGGAAUGAAAAGUCCUGCUGCAGAGCCCGGUGUAAUGCUCUCAACCAGGAGCAAGAGCUCUUACUAACCUAACAUAGGUUUUCAAUAAAUGGCAAAUGAAACAGCUCAA
This is a messenger RNA of Numida meleagris (helmeted guineafowl), 2407 nucleotides long. It is a transcript of the gene TLCD2, whose product is annotated as TLC domain containing 2. Gene Ontology annotation, biological process: plasma membrane organization; phospholipid homeostasis; membrane assembly. Lineage: Eukaryota; Metazoa; Chordata; Aves; Galliformes; Numididae. The coding region runs from base 647 to 1561 and encodes 304 amino acids. The record is from RefSeq and is a predicted model, not a curated record. Gene Ontology annotation, cellular component: plasma membrane. The transcript is spliced from 5 exons.